UGUAGCUUGUAGCACAGCACGUAAAGUUUAAACUAUUAUCCUUUUUAGUUUUUAAACGUUUAGACGUUUUACUCGGUGUUGUUAGUUUCCCAAGUAAAUAUGAGGAAGAUAUUGAAUUCAGUAACUUGUUCAUCGUGUUAAUUUUAUUGAAAAAUGAUCAAAUCUAGAAUAAUGUCAUUCACAAUCAGGAAGUGUGUGUUCCAACGUGAAUUGCAUUUGUUGAGGCGAUCUUUCUUUAAUUCCACUGUUCUAAAUGGCAGCAACAAUCAAGAAGAACUCAUAUCAGAAUCUAAUGCUGAUCAACAAGUGCAUGGGGGACGUAAGAAAUUGAUAAGAGUUGCUAUAAUAGGUUUGCCAAAUGCUGGAAAGAGCACGCUAGUGAAUAAACUCAUGCACAGAUCUGUAUGUCCUACAUCGUCAAAAGUUCAUACGACAAUGCAUAAAACCGAGGCAAUACAUACAGAAGGAGAUACACAAAUUAUAUUCAUGGACACACCAGGAUUGACAAAAUCUAGCGAAAUGAAAACGUACAAGUUAUCAAAAACAUUUAAAGAAGAUCCAGAGAAUUCAAUCUCGAAGGCAGACGUCGUUGGAAUAUUACAAGAUGUAACUAAUGUAUAUACCAGACAUAAAUUUGAUAAAUUCGUUCUUGAAUACUUGAAAAAUAGAAGGGAAGAUACAGAUCUAUUGUUGAUUCUUAAUAAAGUUGAUAAAUUGAAGAAAAAGGAUGCUUUGUUAGAGGUGACAAGGCUAUUAACAAAUAAAGAAGAUUAUCCAACGUUCAAUGACAUAUUUAUGGUGUCUGCACUUGAUGGAGAUGGAGUAGAUGAUUUAAGGAAUUAUCUGCUUGACUCAGCGAAAGAAAAAGAUUGGGAAUACGAGCAGGGUACUUAUACCGAUCAGCCAAUUGAAAAGUUGAUAGAGCAAACAGUUCGAGCUCAAUUAAUGGAUAUACUUCCAUAUGAAAUGCCAUAUAAAGUGAUAAUAAAUGUCGAGGACUUUGGUGUUAGAGACGAUGAUAGUAUCUACGCUGCUGUAAUAUUAGAUUGCCCUAGGAGCAACUAUGUAACAGUUAUGUUAAAAUCUAAUGGUUUUAAAGUUAAAUGUUUACAAUAUCACGUAGAAAAGGAUUUGCGUCACGCGCUAAGGACUCCGGUAUCUCUCCGCUUGAGUGUAAUCUGUUCAAAAAGUCAACAUGCAUAAUAAAAUCAUUUUAUUAACAUGAAUAAAACGUUUGGAUGGUUUCUCUGUGCCCAUGCUUCCUUUAAAUGCUC
Ceratina calcarata is the source of this 1274-nucleotide messenger RNA. Its product is annotated as GTPase Era, mitochondrial. NCBI's taxonomy places the organism in Eukaryota, Metazoa, Arthropoda, Insecta, Hymenoptera, Apidae. Gene Ontology annotation, biological process: ribosomal small subunit assembly. Gene Ontology annotation, cellular component: mitochondrial matrix. Gene Ontology annotation, molecular function: ribosomal small subunit binding; GTP binding; rRNA binding. The record is from RefSeq and is a predicted model, not a curated record. The coding region runs from base 154 to 1203 and encodes 349 amino acids. The transcript is spliced from 5 exons.